Messenger RNA from Lates calcarifer (barramundi perch), 3984 nucleotides. RefSeq names its product plakophilin 3a (gene pkp3a). The record is from RefSeq and is a predicted model, not a curated record. Gene Ontology annotation, cellular component: plasma membrane; nucleus; adherens junction. Gene Ontology annotation, molecular function: cadherin binding. Gene Ontology annotation, biological process: cell-cell adhesion; cell-cell junction assembly. NCBI's taxonomy places the organism in Eukaryota, Metazoa, Chordata, Actinopteri, Centropomidae.
GGACUGACUGGUCCUGUUAUGACUGGCCGGUCUUCUCAGUUCGACACUGGAUCCGGGAGAGCUCAAUAAACUGUUAUAACACGUUUGGCAGUCAGAAGUGAGUCAGCCCAACGCAAUGUGAUAUGUUAUCAGAAAGCAGACAGCUCACCUGUAGGUCAGGUGGUCUCAGCUCACUGAGGCUCCACCUCCUGCUGAUGUGCAGCUCUGCUCGCCCUGAGCGCCUCUCUCAGGUCUCUCCACACACUUUCAGCUGCCACGACGCAAACAACCGACCCGCACUGUUUCUCUGUCCGGACGCCAUAGCCAGCGUCUCGCUUCUUCAACUUGUCCACCAUGAGUGUCAUGGCCUCAGAGACCGUGUUUUUGUCCGCUUUACAGCCCAACACCUCGGUCACCACCUACGGGCUCCCGUCCGAGACCCAGCUGGAGAAUGGGAGCUCCGUGUCGGACACGGCGUCCAGAGCGCGGCGCGUCCAGCAGCAGGUCCAGAUGAGACUGGCCGAGUCUAAGUCCACACUCCCGCGGCAGAAUGGCUCAGCUUCGCACUACGCCAUGUCAGACUAUGGCGGCUCUUCCACAAUGAAAUAUCAAACCUAUAACCCUGCAAGUUUCAGCUCUAAAUCAUCCUAUAUCUACACAGGCUCCAGAACAAUGGGUCCACGUGUAUCCCAGAGGACAGGUUUCAGCUGCCAGUCUGCUGGCCCAGACCUGGCCCAGUUCAACAGGAUGAGUGUUGGAGGUGGAGGAGCUGGUGGUGGUGGCGGCGGCAGCAGUUUUUACAGAGAAGACAUGCGCAUGGGUAACUACCAAGGGAACGUCAGACAACAGGGCAGAAUGGACUCAGAGACCAUCUCUGUGCAUUCAAUGCGGCAACCAGUACCGCUCGUGAGUCCCUGGAUGGUUGACAGCAGUGAUGCUGGCAGCUUAAUCUCCGAACGGGACGCCACCUACGGCAACCAGUAUGCUCAGAGCGCACUCAACGGCUACACCACCCAGAUGAGGCAAGCAGGAGGUGCCUCCAUGACCUCCAUGCGCCGAUCUCUUAGCGGUACUCUUUCCCGCGGCGGAGGCAUGGCAGGAGGAGAGGUAGAGAUCGUCCAGCAGCCUUCCUUCAGAGGCCCAGCCCACCGCACCAUCAGCAGGAUUGCGAACCGAAACAACAGGAUGAGCAUGGGCUCCAUGUCCGGGGGAACCUUUGGUAGAGGAGGGGACACAGUGGACAGGGGGUUCAUCGCAUCCGGGGUGUCCUCUGGUUCCCAGGGGAACCUGUUAAUCCAGCGUCAGGGCAACCUGUCCCGUGCCAUGUCAAUCAAAAGCAUGCACAGUGUUGGCAGGGGCAUGGACAUCUGCACUGGGCAGAUGGAGAUGGGAGCCAGCAUGGGCAACCUCAGCGGGAUCACCUCCUUGGACAUGCCCACUGCAGUGCAAAACCUGAGAGAGCCCGAUCAUGAUUUGCAGGUCCUGGGUGCUGCCUACAUUCAACAUGAGUGUUACAAUGACAGCAAUGCCAAAAAUGAGGUGCGUCGCUUGAAGGGCAUCGGUGAGCUGGUGAAGCUGUUCAACAGUGAGAACCAGGAAGUGCAGCGUUACGCCACUGGCGCCACACGCAACCUCAUCUACGAGAAUAUGGACAACAAAGUGGCCCUGAUCGAGGAAGGCGGCAUCCCACAGCUGGUUGAUGCACUCAAGGACCAAGACGACGAGCUCCACAAAAAUAUCUCAGGUAUCCUGUGGAACCUUUCAUCCAAAGACAACCUGAAAGAGAAACUAACCAGGGAGACACUUCCUGAGCUGACUGAGAGGAUCCUCAUCCCCCUGUCGGGCAGCGGAGACGCUGACGAAAUCUGUCAGUCGCCCUCUGAGGCAGAAAUCUUCUACAACACCACAGGAUGCCUCAGGAAUCUGAGCUCUGCAAGCGAAAAGGCCCGUCAGCAGAUGAGAGAAACACACGGACUGGUGGACUCUUUGGUUGGCUACAUCAAGGCCUCCCUUGAGGAGAACAAGUCAGAAGAUAAGGGGGUGGAAAAUGCAGUGUGUGUCUUGAGGAACCUCUCCUACCAGCUCUACAGUGAGAUGCCUCCAUCUGCUAUACUGCGCCUGGAAGGACCAACCAGAUCUCAGGACACAGGGAAAGGGGAAGCCAUUGGUUGCUUUACACCUCAGAGCAAGAAAGCCAAAAACAGGAAGAACCAGGAUCUCUCCACUUUCACUGAGGUCGCCCGAGUGCCAAAGGGCAUGGAGUGGCUGUGGCACCCUCAGAUAAUCGGGGUGUACAACCGCGUGCUGCAUCAGUGUGAGAUCAACUCCACCACUCGUGAGGCAGCUGCUGGAGCUCUGCAGAACAUCACAGCUGGAGACAAGAGGUGGGCAUCAGUGCUGAGCCAGGUGGCUCUGGAGCAGGAACGCAUGUUGCCAGUGCUGAUGGACCUCAUGCGAACCAACAGUGACCUGGAGCUGCGUUCCCUCACAGGCUUCCUCCGAAAUCUAUCGCGCCACGCAAGGGACAAGGGUGACAUGGCUACAAAGACGGUAAACAACUUGGUGUCUAAGCUGCCCGCCGACGGACACCAGAAGGAGCCCUCCAGUGAGGUGGUGGUCAACAUCUGUGGCAUCCUCAAUAACUUGGUGACCAGCAGCUCUCUAGCUGCCAGAGACAUCACCUUCUUUGACGGCCUGACAAAACUGGUCGCCAUCAAGAACUCAGGUGACAGCAGCCCUGGGAAGAUGAAAGCAUCCAAAGCAGCAGCCACAGUUCUCAGCAACAUGUUCCAGUACAAGAAACUGCACAAACAGUACAAAGAGAAAGGGUUUACAAGACCGGAUUUUGCAGAUAUGACGAUCUGAAACAAAGGUAAUACCUAAAGCAGUGAACCUGCACUCUGCCAGCACCCAAUGGAAGAAAUAUUUUCUUGUGCAGGAGUAAAUAAACUCUUAAUACUAUUCAAAGAUAACCUAGGCUCAGUGUCUAUCUACCAUACUUUGUGAUAAGAACAGUAACGCAAGUGAUGGAGGAUCUACCCGAUGGGGAAAAAAAAGGACUUCCUGUGUAUUUUAAAAACUUGAUGGACAUCAGAACAGUGCAAGGAAAAUGGAUCCGGUGUGAUGGACUCUGAUGCAAAUGUGUGCACCUUAACCAUUUGCUCUCUUUGUUUUGGACCGUGUAUGUGUUUAGUGUGGAAUCAGGGUUUUCUUUCCUGUCAGAGCAACAUGUAUCCAGAUGAAAACUGCAGCUGUUUGUGUUUCUACUGUUUCACAACAGUGUCAGACUGUUAAUGGACAAUAUGGUGGACACUGGUGCCUUAUCUUCUCACUGUUGCGCUUAAUUUUCAGCAUGAAUGCAACAAAGUUGGUACUCACAUGGCAUUUUUGUAAAUAUUGCUUUGUAUUUUACACAGAAAUCAGAUGAAAUGUUUUAUAUACUGUAGCUAUGUACUUUUGUAGUUUUUGGAUAGAUGAGUAUGUGUUUAUAUGUGUGUCAAAAUUAUAACAUGUAGUGAUAACUGAAUGUGCACCAGAGGAAAUAUUUAGAAGUACAGAAAUUUUCAUGUCAAUAGUUUUGAUUUAGAAAUCUGGGGAUGAUUACUGUGCCUCCAGAGUUGACUUUUAUACUUAGUUAUGAGCUCGUGAACUCUAUCGUCAUUAAAAAAAAAUGCUGAUUUGAGUCUUUUGUAAUCAGUUUGUCAAACAUAAAGUGCCAUUUCGUCCAUUUUUUUCCUUCUUUCUUUAACAUGCCAUCGUAACUGCUAUUUGUCUAAUGUAAUUAAUAGUGUGAGAGUGAAACACAGGGGUGCAAGGAUACAGUCCUAACUUUGUUUUCAGAACAAAUGCAAUAUUUGUUUAGUAUUUGAGACCAACUGCAAAAGUUAACACUGCUCAGUGUGACCAGAUUGAACUUAUUUAGACUGGCAAGGUGAAUGUUUUUGAAUCUAUGUGUGUUUAAAGUUCAAUUUAAAAAAAUUAAUAAAUACUGAAUUACAACAAUUA